This is a messenger RNA of Peronospora farinosa, 699 nucleotides long. NCBI's taxonomy places the organism in Eukaryota, Oomycota, Peronosporomycetes, Peronosporales, Peronosporaceae. The record is from the annotation of a GenBank genome assembly.
AUGAAGAUCGCUGGCUUCCUGUGUAUCGCUUUAGCCGGCAUUACUACGGUCGUAGACCAUGUAACGGCCAAGAAAGCUGGUUAUAUCGAUGCGCCGUUAAAAGCGUGCCCGAGGUUCAGGGAGAUCAAUCACGACGACAUACGACCGUUUCACCAGCCUCCCGCCAAGACAAUCUUUGAAAAGGCUGCCGUCAAAUUCAAACCGAGGCUUACAAUUAGUCCGCAUCUAUGUCACGCAUACCCUGCAGUAAGCCAAGAAGGUUAUGUCAGCGGUGGACUUAAUCCUAUCGGGCCCUCUGAUGGUCACUGCAAGGGAAAUCGCUAUGGGUCUCAAGAGCAACUACCUAAGAAAGGUGAUCCGUUCUCGAAUGAUCGUAAUGAUUUAUAUCACCGUUACGGCUGGCAGACUUGUAUCUUGUGGCUUAACAACCCUGCUAACAAAGACCCGAAGAUCUUGGGUGUGUCGCUGUCGUUUUCAAAAACAUUCGAGAACCACCGCGAUCCAGAACGUUUCAAAGUGGAUGGCACGGCUGUAAAAGUCAGGUAUGUUGGGCACCUGUCAAACGAUCGCUAUUCUGGCGAGUACGGACUCGAAUUUAUUGACGAAGUAGGUGGCUUUCAGGACCUGAUCUUGUGGCAUCAGCUUACGGAGGAGGCUCGGUGUGCCUUAAAUCUAAUGGAUUGGGCAUACCCUUUUUGA